UGAACCGCGGCGGACAGGGCGGGGCUUCAAGCGAGAGGGAGGGAAGGAGGCGAAAGGAUAAGAAAGGGAGUGGAGCUGGCGCCUACGGUGGCCGAAGAGGGACGCGCAGAGCCGGAGGCUGCAGGAUGAUGCGAUUCAUGCUGCUGUUCAGCCGGCAGGGGAAGCUGCGGCUACAAAAAUGGUACCUGGCCACCUCAGACAAGGAGCGAAAGAAGAUGGUUCGGGAGCUUAUGCAGGUCGUUCUGGCUCGCAAGCCCAAGAUGUGCAGCUUCCUGGAGUGGAGGGACCUCAAAGUUGUCUAUAAGAGAUAUGCCAGCCUCUACUUCUGCUGUGCCAUCGAGGGCCAAGACAAUGAGCUUAUCACGCUGGAGCUGAUCCACCGGUACGUGGAACUCCUGGACAAAUACUUCGGCAGCGUUUGCGAGCUGGAUAUCAUCUUCAACUUUGAGAAGGCCUACUUCAUCUUGGAUGAGUUUUUGAUGGGGGGCGACGUCCAGGACACCUCCAAGAAGAGUGUGCUGAAGGCUAUCGAGCAGGCGGACCUGCUGCAGGAGGAGGAUGAGUCGCCGCGCAGUGUGCUGGAGGAGAUGGGUCUGGCCUAGCCUCCGCCCGGGGCCGCGUGGAGAUGUGGGGAGCUGGUGGAGAGGCAGGGCAUCGGUGGCCCUUUUCUUGGUGGAACCCAGCUGCCCCUCCUCUGCUGCCUCACCUUCUUUUGCAGUGAGCUGUGGGCUCAGGACCCUCGAACAUUCCCUCCCUCCACCCCCUACCUCCUGUUUCCCCUUUUCCCGCUGAAGGUUUUAGGAGCUAGGAGGCAGGAAAAUGUGACCAAGUCGGGGGUGCUAUUUGGCUUUCAUCCCCUGCCUUUGAAGAACUAAUGUCACCCCAAACUCCCCCCCACCCUUAUAACUGUAAAUAUAUAAAUAUGUCAGGUUAAAGGGAAAAGGUUUUCAGGGCUCUUCUCUUCUCCCUGCCCCAUAACCUACCUCCAGCCCUCCCGGCAGCCAGCCAGGGCAGCUUCUCUGCCUGGGAGGGGGACCUCCGUGUCUCCAGAGGGAAGUCCUUUUCCCUCAUCUGUCUCCUCCCCUUCCUUCUUGGCUGCAGUGGGGCCUCCGUUCAGUUCCAGGGGAGGAGCAACAUAGUUAAUUUUUUUCUAACCUUGCUACUUUGAGGGAAGGGAGGGCUGGGGGAGGGGUAGGCUUUACAGAAGACUGGGCCCUGUCCCUCCCUCACUCUGAGUUCCCGGUGAGGCAGGAGCUAAGCGGGUGGGGUGGGGAAAGUGUCUGAUUUUUUUUUUUUCCUCCAAAAUAAAAGGAAAAGCAUUUCUGGA
Physeter macrocephalus (sperm whale) is the source of this 1327-nucleotide messenger RNA. RefSeq names its product adaptor related protein complex 1 subunit sigma 1 (gene AP1S1). The transcript is spliced from 5 exons. NCBI's taxonomy places the organism in Eukaryota, Metazoa, Chordata, Mammalia, Artiodactyla, Physeteridae. Gene Ontology annotation, biological process: intracellular protein transport; vesicle-mediated transport. Bases 126 to 602 code for a protein of 158 amino acids. Gene Ontology annotation, molecular function: clathrin-cargo adaptor activity. The record is from RefSeq and is a predicted model, not a curated record. Gene Ontology annotation, cellular component: AP-1 adaptor complex; membrane coat; intracellular membrane-bounded organelle.